Messenger RNA from Sorghum bicolor (sorghum), 2388 nucleotides. RefSeq names its product subtilisin-like protease SBT1.2. The record is from RefSeq and is a predicted model, not a curated record. The transcript has a single exon. Gene Ontology annotation, molecular function: serine-type endopeptidase activity. Gene Ontology annotation, biological process: proteolysis. The coding region runs from base 23 to 2209 and encodes 728 amino acids. NCBI's taxonomy places the organism in Eukaryota, Viridiplantae, Streptophyta, Magnoliopsida, Poales, Poaceae.
CUCACAUCUAGUUUGACCAGGCAUGGAUCUUAAUCUAAGACUCCUAUUGGCAAUGCUUGUUCUUGCAAGCCUUCUAAUCUACACCACACCGACCCAUCAUGUCAAUUCUGAAAUUUCUAACCGUCAGAAAUAUAUUGUGCGUGUGCGCCCUCCACCAAACUUUUCCCCAGAUAUGAGCUCUUCUAACCUUGAGACAUGGUAUAGAUCAUUCCUCCCACCAUCAUCGAUGGGUGCAUCUAGGCCUCAUACACCAUUCAUCUAUACCUAUAGAGAAGCCAUUCUCGGCUUUGCUGUGAACCUCACGAAAGUUGAGGUAGAGUACGUUACAAAAAGAGAUGGUGUCCUUAAUGUAUACGAGGAUUACCUUAUACCACUCUUGACAACCCAUACACCUGAAUUCCUAGGGCUAAGGUCCAAUGGAGGAGCUUGGAAUAGCAUAGGAAUGGGUGAGGGAACCAUCAUAGGCUUGCUAGAUACAGGGAUAGACAUGUCACACCCCUCAUUCCAUGAUGAUGGAAUGAAGCCACCACCAGCAAAGUGGCGUGGGUCUUGUGACUUUGGAGAUGCCAAAUGCAACAAAAAGUUGAUUGGUGGCAGAUCAUUUUCUAGAGGUCAUGUGCCUCCAGUGGAUAAUGUUGGCCAUGGCACACACACUGCAAGCACAGCUGCCGGACAAUUCGUAGAAGGUGCAAGUGUGCUUGGAAAUGGAAAUGGUACCGCUGCUGGCAUGGCCCCACAUGCACACCUUGCUAUGUAUCGAGUGUGCAGCGUAUGGGGAUGUUGGAACUCAGAUGUAGUGGCUGGACUAGAUGCAGCCAUUUCUGAUGGUGUUGACAUACUGUCUAUAUCACUUGGUGGUCGGUCACGACGAUUCCAUCAAGAAUUACUGGCAAUUGGCACAUUUUCUGCCAUGCGGAAAGGGAUAUUUGUCAGUUGUUCUGCAGGAAAUUCAGGUCCAUCAUCUGGCACACUAAGCAACGAGGCACCUUGGGUCCUGACGGUUGGUGCAAGUACAAUGGACCGACAGAUGAAAGCUAUUGUCAAGCUAGGUGAUGGCCGCUCAUUUGUCGGUGAGUCAGCCUACCAACCAUCUAACCUUGUUUCUUUGCCAUUAGCGUACAAGCUAGAUUCUGGGAAUGUUAAAGGGAAGGUUGUUGCUUGUGAUCUUGAUGGUUCUGGUAGCUCUGGUAUCCGAAUUGGAAAAACUGUCAAGCAAGCUGGCGGAGCUGGGAUGAUAGUGUUUGGAAAACAAGUGAGUGGGCACAAUACUUUUGCUGAACCACAUGUCCUCCCAGCAUCUUAUGUGAAUCCCAUAGAUGCUGCUAUGAUUAGAGAGUAUGCUAAGAACUCUAGCAACAAGCCAACAGCCUCAAUUGUCUACGAGGGAACAUCAUUGGGAACUACUCCAGCUCCUGUAGUUGCUUUCUUCUCUUCACGUGGUCCAAGCACAGCAAGCCCUGGUGUUCUUAAGCCUGACAUCAUUGGACCAGGAGUGAAUGUCAUUGCAGCUUGGCCAUUCAAAGUUGGACCACCAACAAGUGCAAAUUUUGUGAAGUUUAAUUCCAUUUCUGGAACAUCAAUGUCUGCACCUCACCUCAGUGGAAUCGCAGCUGUUAUCAAGAGUGUUCAUCCAGAUUGGUCACCUGCAGCAAUCAAAUCGGCAAUCAUGACAACAGCCUAUGCAGUAGAUGGUAACAAGAAGCCAAUCCUAGAUGAAAAAUUCAAUCCAGCUGGUCAUUUCAGUAUAGGUGCUGGACAUGUUAACCCUUCUCGAGCUAUCAAUCCAGGUCUAAUCUAUGACACCGAUGAGGAGCAAUAUAUUUUGUACCUAUGCGGACUUGGCUACACAGAUUCUGAAGUUGAGAUAGUUACACAUCAGAAGGAUGCCUGUAGGAAAGGAAGGAAAAUCACUGAAGCUGAGCUGAAUUAUCCUUCGAUUGCGGUGAAUGCGAAACUUGGCAAACUUGUGGUGAAUAGGACGGUCACCAAUGUAGGCGAGGCAAGUUCAACCUACACUGUGGACAUUGAUAUGCCGAAGGGAGUAACGGCAUCAAUUUCACCAAACAAGCUAGAAUUUACCAAGGCAAAAGAGGUGAAAACAUUUGUUGUGAGUUUAAGUUGGGAUGCCAAUAAAAUUAAGCAUGCGGAGGGAAGCUUCACUUGGGUGUUUGGGAAACAAGUUGUGAGGAGCCCCAUUGUAAUAUUCUAAUGUAAACUUAGUGAGUUUAGGACUUGCUUGCAAGCCUGCUACUAAUAUUAAAUAAUAAGUUUAUCAAUAUUGGUAUCUCUGCAACUAUUAAUAGAGUUUCUGUAGCUUCCAUAUCACUAAGAAGCUCCAUAGAAAUUGUAUCCGUCAAUCUCAAAAAAAAUAUAUAUCUGAUUUCUUUA